GAUUCCACCCUUUUAUAUUCCUUGUUCUUUCCAAAAACAUUUAGCAAAAAUUUGCUGCAAAAACAACACCACCUGAACCAAUUUUAGCUCAAAAAUCACAUCAAAGCAACAGCAGGGUAUUUCCUAGUUUACAUUCUUACCCUUCUUUGUUUCACCAUAUUUCCCAUAUGUACCUCAGCUCACAAAAUGCAGCUUCUUGUCCUCUAAUAUGAUCUCAACUUCUAAAGCAAAGACCCUUUUGGAAGAACUGCAAGAUUCCCAUUAAUUUUUGCUGUAUUUACUGAAGCUUAUUACUUGUCGGUCUUGUUGAAGCCUGACUGCAAUUUUAUGGUGCUUGUGCUCUGCUAUUGUUAUUAUCAAUGGUAUGUAUGCUAAACUGGGCUCAAUCUUUUGAUGAAUAUUGAAAUUGUUGUCGAUUGUUUGAGAUGGGCAGUUUGGAUACUUUGUUGGGUGGUUUGAGAACUGCCCAGGAUGCGCUUUUAGAUGUUCUGAAUCUUGGAAAGUUGAAGACUAAGUGGUUACUCAAGAGUUGGCUUUUUCAGUCAUUUAAUGGGCUUGUUGUGAUUAGUUCAUUGCUGUUCUUCCUUGGAGCUAUUUUUUCGGCAUAUUUUUACGUUUUUCCAGCUUAUCAGCCGGUGACUGUGAUUGUUGAUAAUGAGGAUGUCUUUACUAGUGAUAUUGGUAUGAUACCCUUGAGUAAUAAUGAAACCAUUGAUGAUAUAAAUACAGAAUGCAAUGUGUUUGAUGGAAGAUGGGUGUCUGAUGAAAGCUAUCCUUUGUAUAAUGGAUCACAAUGUCCUUUUACUGAACGUGGAUUUAACUGUUUAGCUAAUGGUAGGCGAGAUCAAGAAUAUCUUAGGUGGAGAUGGCAACCUAAAAGUUGUGAUAUUCCGAGGUUUGAUGCGAAUGUGAUGUUGGAAUGGCUUCGGGGGAAAAGGGUUGUCUUUGUUGGAGAUUCAUUGAGUAGAACUCAGUGGGAGUCAAUGAUAUGUAUGCUGAUGACAGGAAUUGAUGAUCCGAGAAGCGUGUAUGAGAUCAAUGGGCAUAGGAUUACCAGACGGAUCCGUCAUUUGGCAGUUCGGUUUAGCUCGUUUAAUUUCACAGUGGAGUUCUACAGAUCAAUUUUCCUUGUGCAGCCUGGCCAGAGACCAAAACGGGCUCCAAAGAGGGUUAAAACAGCUGUUCAACUAGAUAUGUUGGAUGAUAUUAGUGACGAAUGGGUUCAUUCCGAUAUUCUUGUCUUUAAUACGGGGCAUUGGUGGACUCCCACAAAGCUCUUUGACAUGGGCUGGUAUUUCCAGGUUGGAGGAAAAAUGAAGCUUGGAAUGUCAAUACCUGAGGCCUUUAACAAAGCUCUUGCCACUUGGAAAUCUUGGAUUGAGAGUAACAUCAAUACUAGCAGAACUCGUGUAUUUUUUCGGACCUUUGAAGCCACUCACUGGGGGGGUGUUGAGUCUCGAAAGAAUUGUGAAGUAACACGGCAGCCUAUGUCAAGAAUUGACGGCAUGGACAAGCACCCCUAUUCUGAUGCCAUAAUUCGUAUUACAAAAAAUGUUUCAGUUCCUGUAACAGUGCUGCAUGUUACCCCCAUGGGGGCUUUCCGAAGUGAUGCACAUGUAGGAACUUGGAGCGAUAAUCCACGAAUACGUGAUUGUAGUCAUUGGUGCUUGCCAGGUGUACCGGACAUGUGGAAUGAACUUCUCUUCUCGAAUCUACUUUCAUAUCAAAGACCUUAAAUUACAGAUUGGAAAUUCAGUAAGUUGCUUUGUCUUGGUCAUCUCUUGCAUCUGCACAUAUAUGAGCUGCUGCAGUUAAAAGCCUUUUGUAUUCUGCUGCUUCAAGGAUAUCUUGAUUACAAAUUAAUCCAUUUAUAUGCUUCCUUGAACAGAUUUUAAAAAUGUGCAUAUAUUUUCGGCCUGAGAAAUGUCUCUCUUCUUUGAGUUACAACAAAGGAAACAGAAAGCAUCACUGUACAAUGGAUUCGACCAUUAGAAUUCUUUUCACAUUGUGUAAAUGUUAAGGUAUACAAUUAUACAAGUGACUUAGUUGAAAAAGUUCCCCUGAAAAGUUUUACAUGUAAACAAAGGACGGGGACUUUUCUGAAUAAUGAUGUGGUGUAUAUGAAAUUUUUAAUGAAUUUGCUUACAUACCAUUUUUGGUUCAACUUCAUUAACUCAGCAGAAAGAAUGGAAAUGCAGUUUUACUCUAUUGUAGAAUUGUAUGAUCUAAUAGACCGAGUGGUCGAUUUUUCACACAAGAAGAAACGCCGUGAUGAAGCUUGGCGGUUUCGUUUGAUAAUUACGUUGCUAGUUGCGAUGUUGCAUAAUAUCCCCCUUUGCCUAAACAACCUUGCACACCUAUAGGGUUUGCGCUUUUGACUUAGAUCUCUU
Messenger RNA from Oldenlandia corymbosa var. corymbosa, 2390 nucleotides. The record is from the annotation of a GenBank genome assembly. NCBI's taxonomy places the organism in Eukaryota, Viridiplantae, Streptophyta, Magnoliopsida, Gentianales, Rubiaceae.